AUGGACAAUCUAUUUGUGGAGUCAAAUGUGGGGAAGAAGAGAUGUGAGUGGAAAAUUCACACAAAUCCAAUUUCUCCAAAGCUGAGACAGAGACAGUAUGCCAGGAAGAAGCUGGUUCGUGACUUCUGCAACAACAGUGACACCCUGAGUUUCCUUGGGAGGAACAGAUCAUUUGAUGACAUUCCAAAAUAUCAACUGGAAAACUUAGUUGUGGAUGACCGCCAUGGAAUCAUCUACUGUUAUGUUCCAAAAGUUGGAUGCACACAGUGGAAACGUGUCAUGAUUGUGCUGAGUGAGAGCCUGAAGGUAAAUGGGGUUCCCUACAAAAAUCCUUUGGAUAUUCCAGAAAGCCAUGCGCAAAUAAAAUCAAACCUUGUUUUCCUCAACCAGUUUCCACGGCACGUGAUGAAAGAAAAGCUUGAGAAGUACACAAAGUUCAUUUUUGUCCGACAUCCAUACGUUAGACUCAUCUCUGCAUACAGGGACAAGUUUGUUAAGGAAAACCAGGAAUUCUACACAAGGUAUGGUGUUCAUAUGUUGAGGAAAUAUGGCAAUAACUCCAGUCCCCCUGCCAAAGUGAAAGAUGCGCAUGCUGCUGGUGUUUUUCCAUCUUUCUCAGACUUCAUCCAGUACCUAACAGAUCCUGAAACAGAGAAAUUUAGACCUUUUGAUGAACACUGGAGACAGGCAUAUCGUCUUUGUCACCCUUGCCAGAUAAAUUAUGAUUUUAUCGGAAAGAUGGAGACUGUCGAGGAAGAUGCUGCACACUUGUUUCGUAUGCUACAUGUAGAUAAUAUUGUGGAGCUCCCACCAAGCUACAGCAACAAAACAACAGAGUCCUGGCUGAGAGACUGGUAUGCAAAUAUUCCCUAUGACUGGAAAAGAAAUCUUUACAAAGUCUAUGAAACAGACUUCAAACUGUUUGGAUACUCUGAUCGCUGGCAUCAGUGA
Molecule: messenger RNA, 951 nt
Organism: Chanos chanos (milkfish)
Lineage: Eukaryota; Metazoa; Chordata; Actinopteri; Gonorynchiformes; Chanidae
Product: carbohydrate sulfotransferase 12-like
Exons: 1
Coding region: 1-951 (316 amino acids)
Biological process (GO): carbohydrate biosynthetic process; proteoglycan biosynthetic process
Cellular component (GO): membrane
Molecular function (GO): sulfotransferase activity
Source: RefSeq, a predicted model, not a curated record